UAAAUGUUAUUUAUUUUGUAAAACCGUCAUUAUCCGAAAAAUUGGUUGAACCUUAUUUUUCGGGUCAAGAAAAAAAUUCUUCAGUUUUCAUUCUGUCAACUCUAAACCCUGGAUCCUGUUUACUUAACAUUUCAAACCCAGAGUACCUUAAUUUCCUUGCUUACGUGGUACAAUAUUCAAACAUAACAAUUAUACUAGUAGGCACAAGCAGAAGUGUUUUCCUAGAUUUGUAAAUUAUAAUCAUUGGUUGUGAUGUGUUUGAAUUAAUCAGCAUAUUAGCAGCUUCUGGGAAAUUGUAACCUCCUUUACUGAGCAGGUAAUACUGAAAGAAGAAGCAUUGAAAUAGGGCUUCUGAAUUAUCAUUCAGAAUCAGAAAAGGGGGAAAAUGAUUCAUUCUCUAAUGGUUUCAAAACCCUUUCAAUUGCUCCUUCUUUGCACUUUUGCUUUAUUUUCAGGCGUUGUAUUUGCCGAUCCUCCGUAUUAUAUUUGUUCCACAAGCAGCAGUUUUGCAAAAGGCAGUUCUUUUGAAAACAAUCUAACGAACCUCCUUUCCUCUUUAUCCUCCAUUGCUUCAAACUACAAAUUCUAUAAUACUUCUUCGUAUGGGAUUGGCCCAGAUAGAGUUUAUGGCCUCUACAUGUGCCUCGACUAUAUUACAAACGAAUCUUGCAAGACAUGCAUCACUACAGCAACAGAGGACAUUGUCAAACUCUGUCCUCGAGCCACAGAAGCAGUUGUUUGGGAGGAGUUGUGUCAAUUACGUUAUUCCAACAGCAAUUUCAUGGGUAUGUUGAAUGUCACAGGGAACAUUGGCUUAGAUAAUAAACAGAAUCUUUCAGAGCCAGAGAAAUUUGAGUCUGCUGUGAAUCAGACAAUAAGUAAUCUUACUAAGGUGGCAUCUUUUGGUGUUUCGGCAAACAUGUAUGCUACUGGAGAAGUCCCCUUUGAGGAUGAAACAAUAUAUGCCUUAGUGCAGUGCACCAGAGAUUUAACUGCCAGUGAUUGCAGUAGGUGCCUGCAAAGUGCCAUUGGAGAUAUACCAGGUUGCUGCUAUGCCUCCAUUGGGGGUAGAGUUCUGAGCCGUAGCUGUUAUUUGAGGUAUGAAUUUUACGCCUUUUAUCAUGGUGCAACAGGACCCACGGAUUCUUCAAUUGGGAAGAAAGAAGGCGAAAAUAAUUCAAGCAAAAUAUGGGUUAUUACAGGAAUUAUAGUUGUGGUUGGCUUGGUGAUAGUAUUUUUCAUUUUCGGACUGUACCUUGUCAGGAAUAAAAGAAAACGGCAGAGUAAGAAUGGAAUAGACAAUCAUCAAAUCAAUCUUGGAUCUCUUCGAGUGGCUACCAAUAAUUUUUCUGAUUUGAAUAAGCUUGGACAAGGUGGCUUUGGCCCUGUUUACAAGGGGAAACUUAGUGAUGGUCAAGAAGUAGCAAUCAAGAGGCUCUCAACUUGCUCUGAACAAGGCUCAGAGGAAUUCAUAAACGAGGUUCUUCUGAUAAUGCAACUUCAACACAAAAAUCUUGUAAAGCUUCUUGGAUUUUGUGUAGAUGGAGAAGAGAAGCUUCUGGUAUAUGAAUUUUUACCCAAUGGCAGUCUUGAUGUUGUACUCUUUGAUCCAAACCAACGUGAACGACUAGAUUGGACUAAACGCCUGGAUAUCAUAAAUGGAAUAGCAAGGGGGAUACUAUAUCUUCAUGAGGAUUCUCGACUAAAAAUAAUCCAUAGAGACCUAAAAGCAAGUAAUAUAUUGUUGGACUAUGACAUGAACCCAAAGAUCUCAGACUUUGGAAUGGCAAGGAUAUUUGCAGGAAGUGAAGGUGAAGCUAACACUGCUACAAUAGUUGGCACAUAUGGGUAUAUGGCUCCAGAGUAUGCAAUGGAGGGACUGUAUUCCAUAAAAUCUGAUGUUUUUGGGUUUGGUGUACUAUUGCUUGAGAUCAUUGCAGGGAAACGUAACGCGGGUUUCUAUCACUCUAAAAACACUCCAAGCCUUCUAUCAUAUGCAUGGCAUCUAUGGAAUGAGGGAAAGGAGAUGGAAUUAAUUGAUCCCUUGUUAGUUGAUUCAUGCCCCGGAGAUGAGUUUUUGAGAUACAUGCAUAUUGGACUGCUAUGUGUUCAAGAAGAUGCAUAUGAUAGGCCAACCAUGUCUUCCGUUGUUUUGAUGUUGAAGAAUGAAUCAGCAAUGUUAGGCCAACCAGAAAGACCACCUUUCUCUCUUGGGAGAUUCAAUGCUAAUGAGCCAGGUUGCGAAGAUUACUCACUCAAUUUCUUAACUUUGUCAGAUAUAGUGCCCCAGUGAAUGCAACUAAAACCUCCCUCCUAGUCUUUUUUAGUGUUUACUUUGUGGAUUAAGGAGCACCAAUUUUAUGUUCGUUUUUUUUAGGAUUUACAUGUAAAAUAAGUUUCAUAUUUUGAUAUAAAUAUAGUUAAUGUGGACACCUAGUUAUGCUUAAGAGGUAAGACUUCUCUACACACAUAUUUACCUAUAUUUUUUUUUACCAAAAAAAUGGUUGACAUCUAUGGGAUGCGAACGUCUGUAGCAAAGAUAACAGGGAAUCAUUAUACUAGUAUUAUUUUUUUGUUAGGUAUUCUCCUUCCAAAGUAGUUAUGUCCGAUUAAAUGUAAAUACAUUUCUCAACAAAAAGAUUUAAAUUUUAA
This is a messenger RNA of Glycine soja, 2652 nucleotides long. RefSeq names its product cysteine-rich receptor-like protein kinase 10. The coding region runs from base 386 to 2293 and encodes 635 amino acids. Gene Ontology annotation, molecular function: ATP binding; protein kinase activity. Lineage: Eukaryota; Viridiplantae; Streptophyta; Magnoliopsida; Fabales; Fabaceae. The record is from RefSeq and is a predicted model, not a curated record. Gene Ontology annotation, biological process: protein phosphorylation. The transcript has 7 exons.